Suillus clintonianus is the source of this 2703-nucleotide messenger RNA. RefSeq lists its product as uncharacterized. The record is from RefSeq and is a predicted model, not a curated record. The annotation marks the transcript as partial. The transcript is spliced from 11 exons. NCBI's taxonomy places the organism in Eukaryota, Fungi, Basidiomycota, Agaricomycetes, Boletales, Suillaceae.
AUGGAUGAUUCCACAUAUCCAUGGCCUUCAAAAGCGACCUUUAUCACAGACCUCCUCUUUGGUUCGACGCGCCUGCGAUUUUCAGAGGCACAGAAAAAAGCUGUGCUUAGUUGGGCGCGCGAAAUGGGCGCUCAAAAUGUGCCUACCUUGUAUGCGCUUUGCAAAGCUCAAGAUCAUGUUCGUAGCUGCAUCGGAAAUCCAACUCGCAAGGUUACAGCAUCUUCCGGUAACAUCUUUUAUAUAAACUCAAUUGGCUCCGCAAUCGCUAUGGACUAUUCCAACCCUCUCACUCGCUUCUGCAUGCAGGACUAUCCUGAAGAUGGGAGAGGGAAUAUGUCUCAAGUGCACCACGGAUCGAAGAUGCUGCAUGAGCUUCCCGAAGAACUACUUGUCCCAUCUGUUCGCGUCAACGGCGGUAUCUACUUCCGGAAUGAGCUGCUUCAGUCGACAACUGGAUUCUUUAUUCCUACGCGUUUCUUUCAAGCCAAUAUUCCUAGUUGCGAUGCUGAGCAAGCAUCAUUGCAGGUCCUUGCAUUGGGACAUCCAGUUGUACAGACAGAGGCAGGUUUUGCAGUAGAUCCUGAGCGCAUCAUAUUGGAAGUUUCGUCGUUUCAGCGCACCUACAUAGACUUGCAGGCUGACGUUCAUUUGUGCGGGUUUACAUCGACAUCGCAGCCCUUCGCUGCAAAAAUGCCCAACCCCCUGCGCAAAAAGUCAAAUGGUCGACUCGUCCUCACUGUUCCCCUAAUAAUCUUCAUGGACGAUGUCUCUGGGAAUGUGUCGAAGCAGUGGAACAAACACCACGCGGUGUACAUGUCUAAUGCCUCCAUGCCGCGCGAGAUGCUUGAAAAGGAAUUCUGUGUUCGUUUUGUGUCAUCCUCGCCGCAUGCUUCACCCAUGGAGAUCGCCAAAGCCGUCAAAGAAUCAAUCGAGGCUGCCGCGGAUGAGGGCAUUGUUGCGUACGACUGCAAAUACAAAGAUGAGGUGAUGCUCAUCCCCUAUGGCCUAUUUGACGCAGGAGAUAACCCCAUGCAGGCGGAAGAGUGUAGCCACGGCGGUUUACACUGCAAUUACUUCUGUCGCACAUGCAAAGUAGGAGGUACGACGUCUGUGAAACAGUCUGAUGAAGGGUAUCUUAAAUUAUUCGAGAUUGGAGAGCUUCGUCGACCAGAAGAAACAAUUCAGCAGAUUCUCGAGCAGAUCGAGCUUUCAAAGUUGUCGGGUGGAACUACGAAAGUCCAGGCUGCUGUCUCGUCGACUGGCACCCGUGACACUACCUCCGCAUCAAUUGUGAACCGCCUCCUGGAACUUGGGAAGCGUCUGCGGAAACGAGAACCUGGGAAACCGGCGAUCAACGAACGAGAGGUCCGACAGACAUUGGAGAGGGAGUUUGAGAAAAUGCUGGGCGGUCUCCCCGUGGAAGAUCAUAUCAACCCUUUGCUUAGCAUGACAGGGCUCAACAUACAUCAAGACACGCCGACAGAGAUUCUCCAUACCAUUCUCCUUGGCGUUGUGAAGUAUUUUUGGGGUCAGACUAUCUGGAUCCUCGACAAAACGCACCUCGUCAAGAUAUUCCAAACCAGAUUGGACAAUAUCAACAAAGACGGCCUUAAUUCACCCACUCUUGGCGCAGAGUAUAUCUGUCGGUACAGCGGUAGCCUGAUCGGCAAACACUUUAAGAGUCUUGCUCAGAUCAUGCCUUUUCUUAUAUACGAUCUUGUUCCGUCUACUGUCCUGAAUGGAUGGACCGUCAUUGGACAGUUGGUGGUCUUGCUGUGGCAUACGAGAAUUGAUGAUGUUGAGGAAUAUCUGGCUUGUCUUACGCGUACUAUUGACGAUUUCCUCAAUAUCUCAGUUCAGUGCGCGCCUAGCAUCAUCCUCACCAAAUCAAAAUUCCAUUUUUUACUCCAUAUUCCGGCCUAUAUCCGAAGGUUUGGGCCACCUAUCUUGUUCUCAACUGAACGCUUCGAAUCCUUCAACCACGUCUUCCGACUCAGCUGCGUUCAUAGCAACCGUCAAGCUCCGAGUCGCGACUCAUGCAAUGCGUUUGCAUACAAUGAUAUUCUCAAGCAUGUCGCUACUGGGGGUUUUUGGAUGGAGUCGAAAAGCAAGCGGUGGGUGCACGCUGCUCCAGGUGUCCUCAACUAUAUUUCCGAUCACCCAGAGCAGCGGCACCUCUUGGGUGUUCCCACAGUGCACCAGAAUCAUCCAGGUGAGUUCGUUGCAACAUUUCCAACUUCAUUAAAGACCUCACCUGUCCCAUGGACAUCAACACGCUCAAGCAUGCUCCGGCCAGAGAUCAAGUCAUCAAACAAUGCCGUAUUUCAGGCGUCUUCGGUCAUUGCUGUGAACGGGGACAAGGUCGCCAUCGAAAAAUAUGCCAUUUUGCGUGGCAAUGGACAGCUGCCUGCUGAGAUGUCUAUCGGAAAGAUCGUCGAAAUCAUUGUUUCAGAAUCUAGCCCUCAUGUCGCAAGUCAUGUUGUUAUCCGGCCUCUUCAUUUUCUACCUGAUAUCCACCCCCAGUUGCGAUUACCUCAGUUGCAACUUGCUGAUGAAGAACACUUACUAUUGCCCUCGAACAUUUUGUCUGCUGUAAACGUACAGCAUGACUGCGCAUCAUCGAGCUGCGGCGAGUUUGUAUCUGUCAACAUACAACAAGAACGCACUGAGACGACAAAGACCAAGACAUCACUUGUGCAUAAA